AUGGCAAAGCGCAAGCUAUAUUACGAGUUGUUCGGAAGCGAGACUGAGGACUCCUCAGAAGGAGAAAAACAGGAAAGGAAGAGGGAAUGGCGGGAGGAAGGACGCCGACCGCCACCGAAGCCCGGGACCACGGUCCAACGGUCGGACCGCGACCAGGCCCGUAAAUCGGCGAUUUUCUUGGCAGAGCCGCCGCCACCACCACCACGCACCCGGGGACGUGGGUCCACCGCGCCGUCACGACGACGGCCUUCCCACCGGACGCCAGCCACAACGGCAACCAGAGCCGGGACCGUGUCGCCCCCGCCUCCGACCACCGCACCGCCUCCGACCACCGCACCAUCUUCCGCCGCGGCAGGCGGCACCAGGGUCGCGCCACCACCACCAGAGAUCUCGUUAGUCUGCGCGAUAUCAGCUCGGGCGACCACCGACCCGACUCUGCCUCCACCGGUCCGGGUCCACCUACCGGACGGCGAGACCGCCGAGGUCCCGCAUUUCGCCGCACACCGAGGCCGCAAAUAUAGAGUCCAGACCACCACGGGGCGUACAGACAAAUUCGAAGAAGAUGUGCAUGAGAAUAUGCUACGACAUGACUUGGAAACGUUGAAGAGUUUACGAGAGUACAUGAAUAGUCGACGAGAGGGUCAGGAGCGGAAGUCCCUCAGCCCGACACAUCGCCCCUAG
Messenger RNA from Camponotus floridanus (Florida carpenter ant), 681 nucleotides. Its product is annotated as neural Wiskott-Aldrich syndrome protein-like. The transcript has 3 exons. The record is from RefSeq and is a predicted model, not a curated record. NCBI's taxonomy places the organism in Eukaryota, Metazoa, Arthropoda, Insecta, Hymenoptera, Formicidae. Bases 1 to 681 code for a protein of 226 amino acids.